Messenger RNA from Pseudozyma hubeiensis SY62, 1164 nucleotides. Its product is annotated as GPI anchored dioxygenase. Gene Ontology annotation, molecular function: iron ion binding; oxidoreductase activity, acting on single donors with incorporation of molecular oxygen, incorporation of two atoms of oxygen. The transcript has a single exon. The record is from RefSeq and is a predicted model, not a curated record. The coding region runs from base 1 to 1164 and encodes 387 amino acids. NCBI's taxonomy places the organism in Eukaryota, Fungi, Basidiomycota, Ustilaginomycetes, Ustilaginales, Ustilaginaceae.
AUGAAGUUCAGCGCUCCUCUCACAGCCUUGGCCGCAGCAGCGUCGCUGUCGCUGCUGCCAUCCGUCGUGGCACACGGUCCGGAAACCAGAGAAGAGGUGGUGCAGUUCCUCGAUCAGCAACAUGCAGCCUACCACUGCGCACCUGCCAUCGCCGCCAUGACAGCGGCACGAAAGAAGUCGUGGGCGCAAAAGGUGCUCGGGGGCGACUCGGUGCAGAACAAGAACCUCUUCAUCGACGGAUACUUCGAGGACCUUGGCAUUGAUGGCGAGAUUGCCGCAAAGGGCAUCAAGGCGCUCGAGGAAAAGGGCAAACGCAUCAUGGCGUGCGACCCUGUCGUCGAGAGCAAAAUCCGCAAUUCGACCUGCGUCCUCGCUCCCGAAGCCACCCAAGGGCCCUACUACCACACCGAGCACCACCCCAUCCGCGCCAACAUGGCCGAAUGGCAGCUCGGCGUGCACUUCCAGAUGGACGUCGGCGUGAUUGACGUCGACACGUGCGAACCCAUCCCAAACAUCCUCGUGGAUCUGUGGCAUGCCAACGCCACCGGACACUACUCGGGCCACCCGGACCCAGCACCGCACCUCGUCGAUGAGCAGCCCGCUUCGACCGGUAUCCGAAAGGGUCUCCUCUCUGCCUUCCCGCGUACCAACACGCACGAGCAGUGGCUCCGAGGCGCUCUUCCCACCGACAGGAACGGUGUCGCUCAGUUCACCAGCGUCUUCCCCGGCUACUACACUGGACGUGCCACGCACGUGCACGUCAAGAUCCACAACGACUGGCAGGUGCUUCCCAACGGCACCUUCCGAUCUGGCAGGCUCAUCCACACGGGCCAGUUCUUCUUUGACGACGAGCUCAACAUGAUGAUGGACAAGGUGUGGCCGUACAACACCAACCCCAUCGCCGACCUGCCCGGCCGAGGACGAACUCGAAACUGGGAGGACUCGCUGCAGAUCUUCCAGGUCUCGCACGAGAACGGCUACUUCCCCACUUUCGACGUCGAGAAGCUCGGCGGUGUCAUGACCGAUGGUCUCAUCGGCUACAUCACCGUGGGUGUCAACCGCUCCGUGGUGGUUGACGAGACCUGGAUUCCGACCACAGGUGGCGGAAAGACCAAGCCUUGGGUGCCUGCUGAGGCCGCUGUCCCUGCCCACGAGGAGCUUUGA